AGAUUGGCCCGGGCCACACAUCGUCCUGCCGAACUGCCCACUAAAGUUAAGAUCCUGGAAACACCGGAGGACAUCCAGGAGCGAAGAGAGCAAGUCUUGUCUCGGUAUUCAGCCUUCAAGGAGGCUACAGAAUAUAGGCGACAUAGAUUAGAACAAGCGAAGAGGUAUCAGUUUUUCAAACGCGAUGCUGACGAGCUCGAGGGAUGGAUCCUGGAGAAGCUGCAAACCUACUCCAAUGAGGACUUCAAAGAGCUUAGCAAUCUUCAGGCGAAGAAACAAAAACACCAAGCUUUGGAAUUGGAGGUCACUGCCCAUGCUGAAAUAUUGUCCUCUCUGGAUUCCGCUGGAGAACAGAUGAUAAACGAACAACACUAUGCCUCCGAGAUCAUAAAGGUGAUAAUUGGCUCAUGGAAAUGUUCCGCGAGAAUCAAUUUCUCCGUUUGGCUGACGAUUUGCUUUUUUGGAUUCAAGAGUAUGGGAAUGAUCUGGAACAUGUUGAGGCUCUCCAGAAGAAGUUUGAUGAAAACACGAGCCCAAGAGGUGUAUACCAAGGAGGAUGAGUUGUUGAAGGAAGGAUUUCCAGAAGAUCGUUUGGUAAGCGAGAAGUCGAGAGAAGUGCGCGAAGCGCUCGAACGAUUAAAAGAACUAGCACAGCACAGAUACCACAAACUAUUUGAAGCGCACGAGAUACAACGCUUUUUCCGCGAUACGGACAAGGCAAUAUCUUGGGUAAACGAAAAAUCUAUUCCCCUUUCGGUCGAUGAUUGUGGCCGUGAUCUUGCUUCGGUUCAGGCACUUCAGCGUAAACAUGAUACACUGGAGAGAGACCUUACAGCACUCGAAGAGAAAUUGGUGCAUUUGGGUGUCGACGCCGAGGCACUGGCGGAAAAACAUCCGGAUUCAAAGGAAACGAUACACGAUAAACAUCGUACUCUCCUCAAUGCAUGGGAAAAGCUAAAAUCUCAGGCGGCAGAACGUAGGGCCAAGCUAGAUGAGGCAUUCAAACUUCAGCGUUUUCUUGCCGACUGGCGCGAUUUGAACUUAUGGAUCACUGAAAUGAAGGCCUUAAUUGAAGCUGAUGAACUUGCGAAGGAUGUUGCUGGCGCGGAAGCCCAUGUCGAACGUCAUAUGGAACAUAAAUCAGAAAUUGCUUCUCGAGAGGAGAGUUUCCAAACUUGCAUGCAAGAGGGCAAAAACUUGAUUGAUUCUGGUAUUCCCAACAGUGCUGAUGUUGCCACAAAGCUGUCAGAGCUUGAGCGUGAACGAGAAAAUCUGAUAAACUUAUGGGAGGCCCGUCGAAUUCAAUUAGAGCAAUGCAUGGAUCUCCAGCUUUUCUAUAGGGAUGUGGAACAAGCAGAGUCAUGGAUGUCUAAACAGGAGGCUUUAUUGGAGAAUAAAGAUGUUGGUGACUCACUGGAUGCCGUUGAGGCUCUGAUGCGGAAACACGAGGAUUUCGAGAAGUCUCUCGAUGCACAAGAGGAAAAGAUGAAGCAUAUCGAUGAUUUUGCCAAUAAACUUAUAGAGAAUGGCCACUAUGCAGCCCCACAAGUUGCUGAACUUAAGAACUCCUUAGCUACUCGUCGAGCAGCUUUGAGGGAGAAGGCUGCCGCCCGGCGUCAACGUUUAGAGGAUUCCCACCGAUAUCAAAUGUUUGAUCGGGAUGCAGAUGAAAUGCAAUCAUGGAUAACAGAAAAACUGCGGUGUGCUUGCGAUGAAAGCCAUAAAGAUCCAACAAAUCUUCAGACCAAAUGCCAAAAACACCAGAACUUUGAGGCCGAAAUCCAAGCAAAUCAGUCUCGAGUGGAUGAUAUCCGAAAAAUGGGUCAGGAUCUUAUACAGGCGCAGCAUUACAACGCUCCUGAAAUUGGGGCCCGGAUUGAACAAUUGGAUGAUACCUGGCUACGUUUGGCAAACGCCAUGUCGAAUAAAAAGAAGAAUUUGGAUCAGGCCAGCAGACAGCAGCAAUUUGUUCGUAACGUUGAAGAUGUUGAAUUGUGGUUGGGUGAAGUAGAAGCCCAGCUGAGUUCCGACGAUGUGGGUCGUGACCUAAACGGUGUAAUCAAUGCUCAAAAGAAGCACAAUCUGUUGGAAGCAGACGUCCAGGCCCACCGAGAUCGUGUCGAUGCUUUCAAAUCUCAGGCGGACACAUUCGCCGCCGAAGGGCAUUUUGAUGCACCGGUGAUAGCCGAAAAACAGGUGCAGUUGAUGCAGCGUUAUAAGGCGCUAGAAGAACCUUUGAAACUUCGACGCGAGAAGCUGAAGGAUGCGUAUAAGUUGCAUCAGUUCUUCCGUGAUGUUGAAGACGAGCAAGAUUGGAUUCAUGAAAAGGAGCCUAUUGCUGGUUCAACAAACGUCGGUCGUGAUCUGAUAGGUGUUCAAAAUUUGAUAAAAAAACACCAGGCGGUUUCUGCAGAAGUUUCCGGUCAUGAACCCCGAAUUGAAGAGGUUAUUCAAGAGGGAAAUGCCAUGAUAAAUGCCAGUCAUUACGCCUCGGAUGACAUCGUCAAACGGAUAUCAGAGUUGCGUACCGACUGGAAGCAUUUGUGCGAUAAAACCGACAGACGUCGUCAGUUGCUUGAAGAUUCAUUACAGGCACAGCAGUAUUUUGCAGAUGCUAGCGAAGCCGAAAGCUGGAUGCGAGAGAAAGAGCCGCUUGUUGGAUCAUCCGAAUUCGGUCGAGACGAGGACUCCACAGAAGCACUUCUAAAGAAACAUAAUGCGUUAAUGGCAGAUAUUGAAGCUUAUGGAUCCACCAUUGAGGCUCUUGCCGCACAAGCCAACGCCUGUCGCAUGCAAGAAGCACCAAUCAGUGAUGUGUUAGGAAAAGAUGUAGUCAUGGCCUUAUAUGACUACCAAGAGAAAUCACCGCGCGAGGUUUCUAUGAGGAAGGGAGAAAUACUCACCUUAUUAGCCAGUAACCAUAAGGACUGGUGGAAAGUCGAAGUAAACGAUCGUCAAGGUUUUGUCCCAGCGGCUUAUGUUAAAAGAGUGGAAGCUCCCCUGUCGGACAGCCAGGCGGACCUAGCCGAAAAGCCGUUAACUGUGGCUUCGCAACAGCAACGUUUGGAAGAGCAGUAUCAGUACUUGCUGCAGCUGGGUCAUGAUCGCCGUGAGCGGCUUCAAGAUUCUGUCGAAGCUUACCAGUUAGUUCGAGAAGCAAAUGAUUUACAUCAGUGGGUUGUCGAGAAGGAGCUUGUGGCUGUCACUGAGACGAUAGUACCUGGUCGUUUAGAGGAAGUAGAAUCUGAACGCAAGAAAGUAGACGACUUGGUCGUUGAGCAGAAAGAACGUGAAGCGCGUGUAACAGAACUUUGUGCCAAAGCUGAUAAACUGAAGCGCGGUGGACAAACCGAGGCAGUUGAAAAGAUCGAGGGUAUUAUUAUGCAACUACAAAAGAAAUAUGAACAAUUGGAGGAGGUAACCACCAAGAAAGCGAAGGAUCUUGAUGACAUCAAUGCAGUUCAGCGAUAUCAUCGUGAAUGUGAUGAAGCGAAAGAUUGGAUUGAGGAAAAAGAAGAAAAAGAAGCUCGUCUUCUCAUAGAUGAUCUUGGGAACGACUUGACCUCGGUCCAACGUCUAAUAAGGAAGCAUGAUGCAUUGGAGCGUGAUAUGGUAGCACUCGACGAUCGUGUCAAACAGUUGGACAGCAAAGCAGCGGACUUAGUGCAGACACACCCCACAGAAGCUGAAGCUAUCUGCAGACAUCAAGAAGAGAUAAACCAAAGUUGGAACAAUCUUGCCUCCCUUGCUGAGCAGCGCAAAGCCAAACUUUUGGAUUCACUUGAUCUCCAGAAGUUUCUUGCGGAUUGCAGAGAUCUUCAGUCAUGGAUCAAUACGAUGGAUUCAUUGGUCGCUUCAGACGAGCUUGCAAAAGAUGUAACCGGUGCUGAAGCUUUAUUGGAAAGACAUCGUGAUUAUCGUACGGAGAUAGAUACACGUGGACCUGCGUUUGACAACCUGGAGGCCUUCGGCAAAGAACUCCUCGACCAUGGUCAUUAUGCUGGUGAACAAGUGCAGGAGAACUUGCAGCGCAUUACUGAGGCUCGCAGAGCCCUGAAUGAUGAUUGGCUUAACCGUCAGAAAACGCUGGAACAAUGUUUAGAGGAACAGUUAUUCCUUCGAGACUGCGAGCAGGCUGAAGACUGGAUGGCUAUCCGGGAGACAUCUCUCGCUGGGGACGAUGUUGAUGGAAACAAAGUUGAUGCGCUUAUCAAGAAACAUGAGGAUUUCAAUCGCGCCAUCAACCUGCAAGAGGCUAAAAUUCAGUCGUUGACUACCGGUGCUAAUAAACUAUUGGAGACUGACCAUUAUGACUCCGAUGCGAUCCGCGCCAAGCUCACAGACGUUCUCGAUCGCUGGAGUCAUCUCAAAGAUGCUAUGAUUGAGAACCGCAGCAAACUAAGGGACGUACAAACAUUCCAGGCAUUCAUCAGAGAUGCAGAUGAAAUGGAGCUUUGGAUUACUAAGAAGAUGCAAAUGACCAUGGAUGAAUCAUACAAAGACCCCAAAAUCAAUGUUCAAGCAAAACACCAAAAACACCAAGCUUUCGAAGCGGAGUUGGCUGCAAAUGCCGAGCGCCUACAGGGUAUUAUCGGAGCAGGUCAACGCCUGAUAGCAAAUGAGCAAUGCAAAGGCCAGGAAAAUAUUGUACAAGAACGUAUUGAAAAACUAGCUGACCAAUGGGAUCAUCUGGUUAACCGCUCAAAAGAGAAAUCGGAGAAGUUACAAGAGGCCAACCGUCAAGCUCAGUACGAUGCAGGAAUUAAAGAUAUUGAGUUUUGGCUCGGUGAAAUGGAAACCUCUCUGGCUAGUCCAGAUUACGGGAAAGAUUCGGCGUCUGUCGACAGUUUGCUGUCAAAACAUCAGGUCAUUGUCACAGACAUCCAAGCGCACGAAGAUCGCAUUAAGGAGCUAGAUGCCCGGGCUGACGAAUUUAUUCGUUCGGGCGCUGGUGAUGCCGAAACGAUCCUCGAACGGAAGAAGAUGAUCAAUGAGCGAUAUGAGAAGAUUCGGGCGCAGUCGGAAAACCGAGCAGUAACCCUUGGAAAAGCCAAACGACUUCAUGACUUUUACCGAAAUAUGGAUGAUGAGGAGACGUGGAUUCGCGAGAAGAAAAUAAUCGUUAGUUCCGAGGACUACGGUCGUGAUCUGAUUGGAGUGCGCAACUUACAUAAAAAGCACCAGCGUAUUGAGGCGGAGGUGUCUGCACACGCACCUGCCAUAAAACAGGUCUUGGAACAGGGCGAGGAGCUGACUGUGGGAACUCUGUUGACUGAUCCAGAGGUCGUGCGACAAAGAAUGGCGCAUUUGCAAUCUGCGUGGGAAGAACUUCAAGCCUUAACCGCUUUACGACGUCAGAAAUUGGAGGAAUCACUGGCGUACCAAGACUUUUUGGACAGUGUUGAGGAAGAGGAAGCAUGGAUCUUAGAAAAGCAACACUUGUUGAGCAGUGAAGAUUACGGCGAUACUUUGGCUGCUGUUCAGGGUUUGCAAAAGAAGCACGAGGCUUUUGAAACCGACCUUAAAUGCGAAGAAUUAUGUGUUUUGGGUGGUGAACUCAUACAAGCGGAUAAUCAUAAUCGUGCGGCCAUAGACCAACGUCGCGAGGGUUUACGGGAGAAACUAGAAACACUGAAGCACGCCGCACAACGUCGGAAGUCCAAUCUUACCGACAAUUCAGCAUUUUUGCAGUUCAUGUGGAAAACAGACGUAGUUGAAUCGUGGAUUGCUGAUAGAGAAACACAAGUGCGAAGCGAAGACUAUGCUCGUGACCUCAGCAGUGUCCAAACUCUACUGACCAAACAUGAAACUUUUGAUACUGCACUGGAAUCUUUCCAAGCUGAAGGCAUUCAGACGAUUACUGCGCUUCAUGAUCAACUGGUCAAUGCCAAUCACGCUCAGACUCCUGCAAUCAAACAACGAUUCAACACGCUAAUGGAUCGGUGGGAACGCUUGCGACGUGAUUCCGAACGACGCAAAACUGAUCUUUUGCAAUUGCAAGAACAAUAUAAAAAAGUUGAGGAGUUAUACCUGACUUUUGCUAAGCGUGCAUCCAUGUUCAACUCGUGGUUCGAAAAUGCCGAAGAGGAUUUGACGGAUCCAGUCCGUUGCAAUUCUCUUGACGAGGUGCGAGCACUGUCUGAAGCACAAAAUCAAUUCAAGCUGUCUUUGAAGGCAGCUGAAGUAGAUUUCCAACAAUUGGCACAAUUGGACCACGAAAUCAAGAAUUAUGGCGUUGGUAUGAACCCCUACACUUGGUUCACAAUGGAAGCAUUGAUCGACACGUGGCGCAACUUGCAAAAGAUAAUCGCGGAACGCGAUGCUGAACUGCGCAACGAAACCUUGCGUCAAGAACAAAACGAUCAAUUACGCCAGGAGUUCGCUCAAGUAGCAAAUGCCUUCCACCAGUGGCUCACUAAUGUGCGGACUUCUAUGAUGGAAGCCAGCGGCACGCUGGAGGAGCAGCUGGAAGCCACCCGUGAAAAGGCGAACGAAGUCAACGCGCACAAAAAAGAUUUGCGUGAAAUCGAAGAACUUGGUGCUCGUCUUAAAGAGCGCCUCAUUCUAGAUAAUCGUUAUACAGAACACAGCACGGUGGGUCUCAGUCAAGCCUGGGAUCAGCUAAAUCAACUGGCAAUGCGUAUGCAACACAACUUAGAACAACAAAUUCAAGCCCGAAACGUUAGUGGAGUGAGCGAGGAAGCACUACGGGAAUUCUCCAUGAUGUUCAAACAUUUCGAUAAAGAUAAAUCCGGUCGUCUGGAUCACCGGGAGUUCAAGUCUUGCCUUCGUGCACUUGGACAUGAUCUUCAUGAAGUCGGCGAAGGUCAAGUAGACGAAGAGUUUGAGGCAAUCCUCAAUGUGGUGGAUCCUAACAGAGAUGGUGUAGUCACACUUCAGGAGUUCAUGGCGUUCAUGAUCAGUCGUGAGACAGAAAACGUCCAAUCUCGCGAUGAAGUCGAAGAAGCCUUCCGUGAACACCUCAAGGAAGGCAAGGAAUACAUCACCAAGGAACAGUUGUACGCGGUAGGUUCCAUUUGCGUAUGGUAUUUCUGA
This is a messenger RNA of Echinostoma caproni, 7056 nucleotides long. The record is from the annotation of a GenBank genome assembly. Lineage: Eukaryota; Metazoa; Platyhelminthes; Trematoda; Plagiorchiida; Echinostomatidae.